Messenger RNA from Ascochyta rabiei, 342 nucleotides. RefSeq lists its product as uncharacterized. The record is from RefSeq and is a predicted model, not a curated record. NCBI's taxonomy places the organism in Eukaryota, Fungi, Ascomycota, Dothideomycetes, Pleosporales, Didymellaceae. The transcript has a single exon. Bases 1 to 342 code for a protein of 113 amino acids.
AUGGUCGCAUUCACUUACCUCCCUCUCGCCAUCACCGCGCUACUCCUAAUGGGCAGAGGCAUCGCAGCAGCUCCUUCCAUCGCCAACGAACUUAGCCAGCAAACAGCGUGCGGCUCCGUAAACGGACCAUGCGAUGAAAACGGUUGUGCAGGAUUCAACGACCCCGCUGGCGGAUCCUCCGGUGUUUGCAGUGCCGGGCAAUGGGCCGGAUGCCACUGCCAGAGCGUCUGUGGAUCCUCCCCCGGCCCGUGCAACGAGAACGGAUGCGAAGGUCAAUUCAACCUGGGUACUGGUAUCGGACAGUGUCAGGCUGGCAAAUACCGCGGAUGGCUCUGCAAGUAA